Molecule: messenger RNA, 1938 nt
Organism: Auanema sp. JU1783
Lineage: Eukaryota; Metazoa; Nematoda; Chromadorea; Rhabditida; Rhabditidae
Source: the annotation of a GenBank genome assembly
AUGGAUCGUUUUGACUGCGUCUGCCUUUUGUGUAAUGGCGUUGUCAGAUCAGCGUGCUCCACUAAUUUAAGUCGACAUAUGAAAAGACAUCAUCCCGAAACUGCGCUUCUGAUGAGUCGUACACGAGAAGCGUUGCUACUGUCAGACACUUCAUCAGACACGGACGAGAACAUUAAAGUUGGAGAUGGUGCCGAGAGAAAGAGAAAACGCAUGACGGAAGAUCGAGUUGGACUACGAGGACGACGACAGUACAUGGGCGGAUCCGAUAGCCAGAGUCUAUCGGACGCUCUGACCGUGUCUGCAAGAUUAUCGACGGAAGGCAAAGACCUUUCCCUUCGUCUUGAUCACUACCCCCCUUACCAUCACGACUUUGAACGUCCAAACAAAACUGCCAACAAACCUUUACUGGUAUUAGACAGUACUGGCAGUACCAAGACUCUUGAAGACGUAACCGACGAGGAGACCUCUUUUUCCUCUGACACCUUUUGUUUGAGAGAAGACGUAGCGGCUUCUGUAGCAACUGACGUUACGCGGUUCCUUCGUAGUACCCAAACGAUGAGUUCGUCUGGAGCAGUAGGGUAUUUGAGCAGUGCAGCUUCUGCCUCUAUUCAAUUGCCACCCGGUGCUGCUUCCAGUACAUCAUCACCGUCAGCUCUACCACUCAUUUAUCAAUCGGGUAAUCCGUUCAUGAAUGACAGUAGUAUAAGCCCUUCGUCGGCUUCAACUACAACUUCCUCAUCCAGUGCGUCUUCUGGAGUCUUGAAUCACGUGCCUUCACAGAUUCCUAACUCUGGAGCUGUGUUGUCAUGCCCCGUACCUUUACAUCCUUAUACUCUAGCCCCAGUUCAGCCUCCCGUUGUAACUUCCACCUUAACGCUAGAUUUGCCUUCUCCUUGGUGUUUUCCAACCUACCCUGAUAUUCGCCAUAUUGAGCAAGUUCCCUACGAUCAUGACAUCCCCUAUACUAAUAUUGGAACCGAGCCUAAAAUUGAUCAAAUGAAAUAUGACUUUGCUGAUCUGCGUGCAAAACAGUUUGAAGAGACUAGACUUUACCACAAGCAGCAGGAAAUUGUAAAUUUAUCUGUCAAAGAGAACAAGUUGUUCGAUGACAAAGAGGAACAGCCUGAUAGGGUACCAAGUAACUCCUCAGAUGUAACUCCUCCAGCUAAACGAGGACGACCAACGGAAAACCCCUGUUGGAGCUAUUUCAUCCGGCUAGACGAUCAAAAUGUUCGGUGCCGAUUAUGUACAAAGGUCGUCAAGUCUGCUUGUGCCACGAACAUGACAAAACAUUUGGAACGUCAUCAUCAUCAAGAUUAUCAACACUUAGUUGUACAGAUUAAACAGUAUAGAACGCAGAAAGGUCCUAACGUUCAUCACAAUACUUCGGAUCAGGGUUUAGGUCCAAAUAUUCUGAACCAAAACAACCCUGUAAAAUCGGAAAUAUUCAAUGAUGGAUACGGAAACAGCUUCGAUUCAUCAGAGCACGUGUUUAGAAAUUUUGGAGACUAUGAGCCCAACGACCCUCAUGCAUGGCAAAGACCUUCCUGGUCAUCCGUCAACCAAUGGCAAACUCAUCCCCAUGAUAUGGCAUCAGCUAGCGCAGACUCGGAUGGACAAAUGGCCCGAACACAUAGUUUAUCUCUCCCGAACAAGCCACACCAAGUAGCUGAUUGGGCUCAAGUUCCCACUCCGGCCUCAGGGAACUCGAGAACAGGGGAAAAGGCUUAUUUGAAACGCAACAGAAAAACGGAACAUCCCGUGUGGGAAUAUUUCAAAAGAACAGCUGACGGUAACGCUCAGUGCACGAUCUGUGCCGGAAUAGUUAAAAGCCCAUGCUCUUCAAACUUUAUGCGCCAUCUCAUGAGACAUCAUUCCACUGAAUAUAAUAAUGUUUACGUUAAAUGGGUGGAAAAACGAGGCCCAAAUAAGUUCUGA